CUAAGACACGGUGGCGGAUUUCAUACACAGCAGACCCCGGAUGCGAUUCGCCAUGGCGAUAUUGCCUGAGACUGCUGCUGAGGACUGCUCUGUGCAUUUCUAUUGGGGCAGUGCGGGCUCCUUGAGACCGUUGCCUGUGCGCGACGCCUUCGUCGCGGCCAUACUCUCCCAUGGAGAUGUGCAGAAGAUGCCAGCGCACCCCGAGGCUGGCGAGGCCAGUGAGGCCAGCGAGGGUGGCGCCAAAGAGUUGCAAGAGAUCCGGGCUCAGGUUGAGACAGUGCACCUGCAGAUCUGCGCAGAGGUCGUGUACCAUGAGCUCCGCCAUGGGCGCUGGCCUAAGGACGAGGAGAUCCAGUACGCAUUCGGUGCUUGCAAUCAGGCAUGCGUCGCGGUGUCGUUGAGGGAGUUGGCGACGGUGUCACGGUCUGCGGGCGUCGGCGACGUCGCGGCCGUGUGGGACCACCUCGGCGUUUCCGCCAUCACAUCCCUCGAGCGGCAGGGAUUCCAGUGCUUCCCGCGCACGAGCUGUCUAGCGGGUCUCUCCUGGGUGUGCUUCUUCCGCGCCGAGGGCACAGGCGAGGGGACCGGUGUUGGCUCCGUCGGUCCGCCAGACGGCCCGCUGGACCAAAACGUCUGCUUUCUGAAGGUCGAGGUCCCUCGGACCGGCAGGGCCGACCCCAAGGAUCCGGCGGUCGAGCCCGAGAUUUGCAGCUCCAUCUUCCGAGCCGCCUACGAGAAGGAAUGUGCGGAUGAGGUUCGCAUCGUCGUUCACUUCCUGGCGCCAGAGAGCCACGGCUGGGGCAAGAGUGCUCAGGCUGCCCGCCCAGGGCCGCACCAGGGGGCCCUGGGCAACAGCCUGCUGGACUUCGACGCGGAGUGGGAGAGAUUGCGCCCCGACGUCGCAGACAGGCUCAGGCCCGCCGUGCGGUUCGUGGAGGAGCUGGCGGUGGCCGUCAGCGUGGCCCACGCCAACCUCACUCGCUGCGCGUGGCCCACGUCCCCCGCCAGCCUGCAGACGCUCAGGCGCGUCGUCGGCAGCCCCGAGGCCGCCCUGGGCGGCCUCGUGCACUCCUGCGAGGUGGAGCUGCCCGUGGCGAGGCCCAGGGCGAAGGCGAGGGCGCGCGAGCUGCUGGCCAGGGAGCUUGAGGCCCUCGAGCCCGAGGAGGCCGAGCCGGCGCAGGGCCUCGCGCGCGGCGCCCGCCUCGGCGCGGAGGCGGCCGCGCAGGGCCUCGGGGCGCGGAGGCGCCUCGGGCCGCCGCGCAGGGUGCAGGACGGGGCCUUCGUGUGGGUCGCCCCCGACGCGCAGGCCGCGGGCUCCGGCGGCCGAGGCGGCAGCGGCCCACCGGGCCAGCGCGCCGAGGCCUGCCGCCGCCCGGGGGAGGAGGCGUCGCCGUUCUGGGCGCUCAUGCUCCUGCCCGAGGACAUCGACCCGGAGCGGUUCGCCUUCCUCGCCCAGCUCAGCCUGCUGUUCACGCCGCAGGGCGAGCUGGACCCAGAGCCGUACUUUGCGAUGUGCAGGGCGUCCGUCGCCCGCGCGGCGGCGCGGGCGAACCAGAAGCUGCUGCUGGAGCAGAUGGCCACGGAGCAGCGCCUCUCGGAGCUGCUGCACCCGGAUCUGCGCGCGGACGGUGUCUGCGACGACGACCUCACGCCUCAGAAAUUCCUGGACAGGGAGGAGAAGGUCACCAAGGCGGUGUCCUCCGAGGGCCCCGGCGAGGCGGACCGGGAGCGGGGGGGCGAGCACGCCGCCCGGGCGGAGCCCGGCUCGCUGGCGGGCGGCGCGGAGAGGGCGGAGAAGGAGAGGGAAAAGCAGGACAAGGAGAAGUCGGAGAAGGAGAAGCUUGGCGAGGGAGAGAAGGGCAAGUCCCAGCCACCUCGGAAGGCGCAGCCCGCUCGGAUGAAGCAGCUGGCGGAGCUGAUGCCGGACCUGGCCAAGGACUUCGACAACUCCGUCGAGGCGGUCCCCGCCGUGCCCGAGGAAGACCCGCGCUUCGUGAGGCUGCUGAGGUCACCAGAGGACCUGCACUGCAGACAGCAAAGCCAGGUGUCGGUCCCACUUGUCAAGUGCCUGCACCACUUCCGCAUCAUCAACUGGCUUGCCGGGGGCACUGCCGAGGGCUCCGAGAGAAACACGAGCGCUAAAGUAUCCUUCCAGCGCCAGCGCAAUGCCCAGCACAACGAGGCGGUCUCGGCGAUGUUCGAGAGAAAUCGUCUCCAGACCAGGCGCCGCGAUACAGUGUGGAUCCGGUACCAUGCGACCGACGGCGGCACGGACCUCUUCAUCCGGCCCCGUUAUGUCCGCGCCCAGGGGGACGGAGCGGUGGACCCAGUGGAGUUACAGCUCGACUUCUACGGGCUGCAGAAGCUGAGCGAGGAGCAGGAGGGGCUUAUUCGGCGAACUCUGGUGGCCCAGCUCGAGAAGCUGGCCAUCGCCAAGCUAUCGAUGCACACGCUGGAUCGUCAACAGGCAUCCCUGUCGGCCUCCGUGAUGGACUUCCUGUGCCCGCCGCAAGCGGGCCCGGGCAGGUCGCUGCUCGUGAGCAUCCCACCGCUGGAGCGCGGCAGGCUGCCGACGUACACCCAGUUUGUGCGGCGCGCCCUGCUGGGGCUGCUCGAGCCGCUCUCCGAGGAGGUCCAGCAGAAGCGCGACCGCCCGCCGCCGCUCUCCGCGCCCGAGGCCGCGGCGUCCGGCGGGGCGCAGGUGUCCCCGAGCAGGGGCGACGCGCGGCAGAGGCAGGACCGCCUGCCGCCCCGCUCCGGCAGCGACGCUGCGCCCGCGCAGCCGGUCAGGGCCGAGCCCGAAGAGGUGGACGACGCGAGAGCCGUGGCGGACGCGCAGAUGUCGCCGCAGAGGCGGGCGGCGGUGGGAGACGCGGCGCCACAGCCGCAGCCGACGCUCUCCUCGCGCUCCUUCAGCAUGAACAGCUCGCUGUCGGCCGCCGGCGUGGGCAGUGCUGUGCCGCAGGCGCGCGCGAGCUUCCUGUACAAGCGCAGGGCGAUGCGCCAGAUGAUCCACGACGCGAAGGGCUCGGAGAAGGUGAGGCACUUCGAAGGCCGCGUGGGCGACGGCGUCGCCCUGCUGCAGCUCUUCUUCGUGGACCCCGGCAGCGGCCUAGCGAUGGAGGAGGCCGGAGAUUCGCAGGCUGGCCCUGGCGUGGACGAGCAGGCCGGAGGACGGCACCGCCCAAAGCACACGCCGAUCGAGGAUGAUUGCGUGGUGCGGCAGGAUGGCCGCUUCCACCGGGUCGACUUCAAGAGGAUGACGCAGGAGGAUCGGUCCAGCACUGGCUACAUCCUCCUGGAUGUGUGGCCGAGAGCGAUGAGUGAAGAGCAGGCCUCGGAGCUAAUCAAGGAGAUUCAGGUUGCACUGGACCAGGCGAUGGCUGAACUCUACCUGCAGCUGACGCUACGACAGGCCACAGAGGUCUUGGACAGCGUGGGGCAGGCGGAGCCCGAGCAGUACCUCCAGGAGUUCUGCAAGCGGUGCGACGAGCUCCUGUACGACAUGCCCCAUCAGCAUCCCAGCUCGGUCUUCACGCACAGCCCGGAAGACAUUGCUGCCAGCCUGGCCGAUCCCGACCGCCUCCAGAGUCUGCCCUUGUGGGCCUUCGUGAAGAUCGUCGAGGGCCUGCAGGAGCUCCUCCUCCUGGCCGGGCAGUGCCGGGGCUCGAGGCCCGUGGUCGUCUUCCAGGCCGCCUCCGAGGCCGCGCAGGGGCAGCAGGAGGCCUCGAAGGACGGGAGGCAGGGCUCGAGCGAAUCGCCUGCCACGUCCGACGCGGAGGACGAGGCGCACGAAGAGUUCCGCCACUGGUUCGACGUGGAGGACAAGAUGUGGACCAUCCGGCUGCAGAAGUUCGUGCACUCCUCGCGCGGCGAGCGCAGCGCGAGCCCGUCGUCGCUGCUGCGAUGGCUGGAGCGCUCUCGCGCUCCAGGGCCCCGCUUCACCGUGAUGUGGGGGCCCACCAUGGGCAGGCUGCAGUCCCGGCUGCAGUGCCGGCGCCAGGAGCAGGCCAACCGGGGCCUGGGCGAGCCGAUGGAGGAGCUGGGCUUCGUCGAGCAGGUAGCCCGCGGCUGCCUGCGGCUGCCCCGCCGCCUGGACCAGCACCGGGUCGAGCAGGGCGGCUCCGCACGCCUGCGGAACCAGACGCUGGAGCAGUGGCGGGAGGCCGACGAGUGCAUCCGGGCGGAGCAGCUGUCCGAGCCGUUCUUGGCCAUCACGCUGGACUCGACCGGCGCGAGGAUACGCGGCGUGUCCGUGGAGGACCCCUCCCUGGUGCUGAAGGUCCAGUACUUCCUCGAGAGCCAGUUCCGCUGGGUCUGGGUGCGCACGCGCCUGCUGGAGCUGAUGUGCGGCUGCGAGACGGGUGGGUCGGCGGCGGCGAGCAACCUGCGCGGGGCGUUGCAGGGCGAGUUCCAGUGGCUCUUCGACCGGCCAGGCUCCCUGGCCCACUUGGCACGCGCGUCCGAUGCCUUCGAUGACCGACAUUCCAAGGACGAGGGCUCCGUGCACUCCACAGUCGCCGCGGUCGAGCGUGUGGCGAGCAGCUCCCCGUACACUGUCUUCGGACUCCCGAAGGCCGUGGCUGAGCGGCUGAUGCUUUCGGAGAUGGUUCCAGCGCCGUACUUGCUAUCGCUGGACGCGCAUCUGAUGAGGUGCCAGAGCGUGAACGACACGGACUCAGUGCUGGCGCGCAACUUCAAGGAGACGUCAUACGUCGCCGCUGUUGCGCAGAUUGGCGGCGCCGCAGCUGGCGGCGUCAGCCAGCCGCAGGCCGUCGUCACAGGCCGCGAUCGGACGACCGCGACUUGGACCUCGAAUUGCGCCGCGAGCAUGGUAUCUGGCCAGUCAGAGUCGGGGGAUCAGCCCCCAAGGAAGCCGCUGCACAGGGUGGGGACGGUGACCAGCGAGUCGAUGUCGGAGCUGUCUCAGCCAUACGGUCCCGGCCGACCCGGGCACGCGCCGCCGCAGCCGCACAUCGCCCGACAGCCGCAGUUGGCGGCGGCGAGGUGCCGGGAAAUCCCCGGCGUCAGGACGGCGGACUGUGUGCUGAAGGAGCUGUGCGAGCCGGAGGAGGCCACCGCCGUAGAGCCCGACGUCGUGGACCUGCUCGGCGGUCAGGCCCUGGUCACGGCCCUGUUCGAGACCAAGCGCCGCGGCGCGCGCCGCCCGCGCGGCAUCAGGACGCUGCGCUGGGUGCGCGCGCGGUGGCUGGCCGCGCCCCGGCUGGCCGCCCCCAGGCGCGAGACGCGCGAGACGCUGGUGGCGAAGCUGCGCUGGGUGCGCGCGCGGUGGCUCACCGCGCCUCGCCGUGCCGCGCCCCAGCGCGAGCUGCGCGAGACGCCGUUGCUGGACCCGCUGAGCGUGCACGGGGCCAGCUGGUUCGCGAACAUCAACGAGAGGAUGCGGCUGCACCGCUGGAAGCUCGUCGGCCGGCGGGUGCUGCAGGAGUGGGAGGAGCAGCGCGUGCCCCUCGCCGCGUGGGCGCGGGCGGCGGUGGCCGCCCACGCGCGCUCCCCGGACGCCGACGAGCAGCUGCGGGAGCUGGCGGAGGCGGCCGCGCGGCGCCAGAGCCGGGUCACGGUUCAGGACACGGAGGCCAUCGAGGGGGAGGUGCUGCUGCUGUCGCUGCUGCACCGGCACGCCACGCUGCUGGGCAGCGACUGGCACUCGCUGUUCGUGCGCCCCUACUGCGAGGCCCCCGACGCCGAGGGGCAGAGGGCCAGGGACCCGUCGGAGCGGGGCAGCGUCGCCGCCCCUGCCCCGCCGGAGCCCGGCGCCGAGGCACCCAAGUGGGGGCUGAAGGUGAAGUCCCGCAGUCUCAGCGAGAAGCUGAGUCAGGACACGCCUCUGCUGACCAUUCGGCAGCGCUUCCUGAGCAGCGUCUUGGCUGCCUUCCAGCGGCCCUCGGCCCUGACAGCAGAGGCGAGCGACGCGGACAUCGCCAGCGCGACCUCGGUCGCGUCUUGGGCGCUGGUGCUGUGCCUGGAGAACCCGCUGCCCUGGCACGACUGGGACGUCCUGGGAGAGGUCAAGGCGGGGCUGUGGCCGCAGACGCUGCUGUUGCACCGAACCCUGCCAGGCGCCGCAUCCUCGCUGCUCGCUGAGGUCUCGUGCCGCUCCAACGACAGCGUGUGCAUCGAGAUCUUCGCGCAGGAUGCUGGCGCGCCCGGCGCCAAGGAGGCCGCGGAGGAGAUCCUGUCGGCCAUCCACGACUUCUGCUUCGACUUCCAGAUGCGCUGCCUGACGGACUCGUGCCGGCCCGUGUCGCACGCCUACCAGUGCUCCGGCGCCCGCGCGCUGCUGGACGAGGGCUGGCUGGCGCGGGGGGACCGCAGGCACCCCCGGCGGGCCCGGAACCUCUACGUGCAGGGGGAGGUGCCUCCGACGAGGCUGGUGGAGUGGCUCGGGCUGCCCGGCGGCGGCGAGCUGGGCGCCGCGCUCGCGGGCCUGCAGGCGAAGGACCUUGUGAGCUUCAUGCACGAGACGGCGGCGCAGUACGGCUUCAAGUGCUCCGGCGAGGAGCACGAGCCGCUGCUGUCGAUGCACGCGGAGGACCACCGCUUCCUGCGGGCGCUCCGCCUGCACGCCGCCCGGCACGGCGCGCACCCGGAGGCGGGGCCCGAGGCCGCGCGGGAGCCCGCGCAGCUGGCGCAGGGCAUACGUUGCGUGCUUUUUGCCUGCCCCGUGUGCGAGAAGCCGAGCCGCGCGCGCACGGGGCGGUCUGGCACCCUGGGCUUCCGCUUCGCGGCCCUGCUGGUCGACCUGGCCUGGUGCACGCCACCGUGCGAGGCGGCCGCGGAGCACACGGCCGAGUGGGAGUCCUUGGAAGUCGCCCUCGCAGAUGCAGCCCAGGAUGCUUUGAAGGAGUUCGCCCGGCUCGCGGCCGUCCGCCUCGUCUUGAUGCGACGCUUCAAGCAGCUCUCGAAGCAACCCUCACUCUUCGAGCGCCGUGACAUGAGCGAGGUGCUCGCAAAUUGCGGGACGUCUCUAGACCUUUGUGAGGAUCCUUUCGUGGGCCGAACCUUCCAAGCCUUGCGGAGAGCAGGCCCUGCCUUCGACCCAGCUGCCUCGUGGCAGAGGCUGGGUGUUUAUCUGCGCAGCUCCGCCUUCAAGGGGAGGUGCAUCGAGUUCACGGGGCCUGUCGGGGAGAGGCGCGACUGCGCGUCCUCCACGGGAUCCCUCGAGGGCAGCUGGGAACAGCGACACCUACUCAUCGUUGCGCGCGGCGCCUUCGGCGUGGCGGACGAUCGCCGCGCCAUGUCGGAGGACAAGCGGUACGUCCUCCUGCACCUGAUGUGGGGCCGCUGGAGCAGCGAGGCGGCAUGGCCGCUGGAGGGGGCCUGGCUGCACUGCAGCCACCGGCUGCGCCAGGCCCGGCACGCCGCGGGGGGGCCGCCGCGGCCCGAGGAGCCGCGGGGGCUCUGCGCGUACGCCGACGAGUGGCCCGACGCGGAGCCCGGCCAGGGCGACCUGCGGCGCCCAGCCGCCGCCCUGCAGCCGACCCCGGGGCGGCCGGAGGCGCCACCAGCCUCCACGGCGGCGCGCCUCGGGACCGGCGGCGGGAGGACGAAGACCUCGCGGCCGCGGAAGCCGCUGUGGAUCUGCUGAUUCGGCGCUUCGCCGCGGUGCUGCUGGAGUUCGCCUUCGGGCGGCUGCAGGGCGGCGACGCUGCGGCCAGAGACGCCGAGCGGUGACGGCGGCCUGCCACCUCGGCUCGUGCGCGCGAGCGCCAGGGCGCGGGUGGAAAAGCAG
Messenger RNA from Prorocentrum cordatum, 7753 nucleotides. Lineage: Eukaryota; Dinophyceae; Prorocentrales; Prorocentraceae. The record is from the annotation of a GenBank genome assembly.